Messenger RNA from Malaclemys terrapin pileata, 1452 nucleotides. RefSeq names its product tubulin alpha-4 chain-like. Gene Ontology annotation, biological process: mitotic cell cycle; microtubule cytoskeleton organization. NCBI's taxonomy places the organism in Eukaryota, Metazoa, Chordata, Testudines, Emydidae. Gene Ontology annotation, molecular function: GTP binding; structural constituent of cytoskeleton. Gene Ontology annotation, cellular component: microtubule; cytoplasm. The coding region runs from base 1 to 1452 and encodes 483 amino acids. The transcript has 6 exons. The record is from RefSeq and is a predicted model, not a curated record.
AUGGAGAUGUCAGAGCAUUUCCAAAUUGUAGCAAGUGUAGCGAAGAAAAGGGUUUCAUGCAAAUCUGCUCUGCCAUUGGGAUUCAUCACGGAGCUGAUUCAAAAGCGUGAGUGCAUCUCUGUUCAUGUUGGCCAGGCUGGAGUUCAGAUUGGCAAUGCAUGCUGGGAACUUUUCUGUCUGGAACAUGGCAUUCAGCCAGAUGGUACCUUCAAGAAUCAGUUCAACAAAGUCAACAAUGAUGAUUCCUUUGCCACAUUUUUCAGAGAGACAGGCACAGGAAAGCAUGUGCCACGGGCUAUUAUGGUAGACUUGGAGCAAACUGUAGUAGAUGAAGUGCGGACUGGCACUUACCGUCAGCUUUUCCAUCCAGAACAGCUGAUCACUGGAAAGGAAGAUGCAGCUAAUAACUAUGCCCGUGGUCACUAUACCAUUGGCAAAGACAGAAUUGACUUGGCAUUAGAUCGUAUCCGUAAACUGGCCGAUGCCUGUUCUGGGCUACAGGGAUUCCUGAUUUUCCACAGCUUUGGUGGGGGCACUGGCUCUGGCUUUACCUCCUUGUUGAUGGAACGCCUCUCCCUGGAUUAUGGCAAGAAGUCCAAACUGGAGUUUGCCAUCUACCCAGCCCCUCAAGUCUCCACUGCCGUAGUGGAGCCGUACAACUCCAUCCUGACCACUCACACCACCCUGGAGCAUUCAGACUGCGCCUUCAUGGUGGACAACGAGGCCAUCUAUGACAUCUGCUGUCGCAACUUGGACAUUGAGCGCCCCACUUACACCAACCUUAACCGUCUCAUCAGCCAGAUAGUCUCAUCAAUCACUGCCUCUCUGCGCUUCGAUGGUGCCCUCAAUGUGGAUCUGACAGAGUUUCAGACCAAUCUGGUGCCUUACCCUCGCAUCCACUUCCCCUUAGUAACAUAUGCACCCAUCAUCUCCUCCGAGAGAGCUUACCACGAGCAGCUGUCAGUGGCAGAAAUCACCAGUUCCUGCUUUGAACCCAACAACCAGAUGGUGAAGUGUGAUCCACGUCAUGGAAAAUACAUGGCCUGCUGCAUGCUGUACCGCGGUGACGUGGUCCCCAAAGAUGUCAACGUAGCUAUUGCUGCCAUCAAGACCAAGAGAACUAUCCAGUUUGUGGACUGGUGUCCAACAGGCUUCAAGGUUGGAAUCAAUUACCAGCCUCCCACAAUAACACCCGGAGGAGACCUGGCCCAAGUGGAACGUGCCGUCUGCAUGCUAAGCAACACCACAGCCAUCGCUGAGGCCUGGGCCAGGCUGGACCACAAGUUUGAUCUGAUGUAUGCCAAGAGGGCAUUUGUGCACUGGUAUGUUGGUGAAGGCAUGGAGGAAGGGGAGUUUGCAGAGGCCCGAGAGGACUUGUCUGCACUGGAGAAGGACUACGAGGAAGUGGGAACGAACUCAUUUGGAGAAGAAAAUGACGGGGAGGAAUUUUGA